GUGCCACGUCUGACAUUCCCACAUUGCAACCAAGAAAAAACUCUGCCUUCGUCAUAGCGCAGUCCUUUGCGUCGCUGGUGAUCGCGGUUUCUCGAGAAACGUCAAGUUCCAGUUUCUGACUUCGGGAGUUGACCAAUUUCGAGUUCAAUCAAGCACUCUUGUCUUGCAGCGUGGGACACUACAGUCCAAGCCACCCCGGCUCUGCUCCGCUCUUGCUCCGUAAGGCGCAAUGCCGACCGCUACCACCGACGCACCGGCAGUUGCCCUUUCCUUUGCCAACAACUUCUGGGGCAAGGACGAUGCCGGCGUCCAGCCGCUCCUCGAGCGCAUGCACAAUGCGAAGCAGACAUGCGACGAGCUUAAAGCUUUCUACAGCGCCCGCGCAUCCAUCGAAGACGAAUAUGCCCGAAAACUUCUGUCAUUGUCUCGCAAGUCGCUGGGGUCGCAAGAGAUGGGCACCCUGAAAACGUCACUCGAUACCGUCCGCGGCGAGGUCGAGUCCAUGGCUAAACAGCACCAGCACGUGGCGGCGCAGAUGAAGAGCGAGCUGGAGGAACCACUAGCCGCGUUUGCCGGGGCGAUGAAGGAGCGGCGCAAGAUUGUACAGAAUACGGUGGAGAAGCUGCUCAAGACAAAGGUGCAACAGACUCAGCUGGUUAAUAAGACACGCGAUCGCUAUGAGCAAGAAUGUCUCAAGAUCAAGGGAUAUCUCGCCCAGGGCCACAUGGUUAUGGGCCAGGAAGAGAGAAAAAACAAGGCCAAGCUCGAGAAAACGCAGAUCAGCCUGGCAACAUCCAACGCCGAGUAUGAGGCUGCCGUCAAGGCCCUGGAGGAGACGACCGCCCGCUGGAAUAGGGAAUGGAAGGCGGCCGCCGACAAGUUCCAGGACCUCGAAGAGGAGCGCCUCGACUUCACCAAGAGCAGUCUAUGGACCUUCGCCAACAUCGCCUCGACUGUCUGCGUGAGCGACGACUCGUCAUGCGAAAAGAUCCGCCUGUCUCUGGAGAAGAUGGAAGUUGAGAAAGACAUUACAACCUUCAUCAAGGAGAGGGGCACUGGCCAAGAGAUCCCUGACCCUCCCAAAUACAUCAACUUCUGCCGUGGAGAUGUCGACUCGCAGUCAGAAGUAUCCGAAGACGAAAACUACUCGGUCGCCCAGUUUCCAAGGAGUAUCAACCCGGCGUUCCGCUCAUCCUCACCACAGCCAUCAACGUUUGAGUCACAUCACGAUCCUAACUCGGCAUUGGCCAGAGAUCUCGGCCACGGUGAUUCCGCAACACCGCAAAGCCGGGAGGCCACCGUGACGCCGCAGAAGUUCCCGGUUAUUCCUCACCAGGAGAACCAAAACGCUAAGAGGGAGCCGCCCAGGGGCUACCAACACCCCCGCGCAAACAACUUGGAGUACGACCCCAGCGAGUUCGCCCCUGUUCCUCACGAUCCCUAUCCGAUGGACGGCAUGACGAUGCUCUGCAGGCCCACCGGUUCAGACCUGAGUACUACGCCAUCAACAUCUUCUGCGCGGCCCUCUAGCAGAGAUUCGCACAGCGAGACCUCCUUCUCCAGCCAGGAGCCCCCGGCGCCCGUGUCGCCUGUCAAACAAGAGCAGCCGACUCCUGCCACGUCUCCCGACAAGAAGGUUCUUAAGAAGAAGAGCGGCUUUUUCCAAAACCAUAGCCCAUUCCGUCGGAAGAGCACGAAGGAGGUGGCGCCAACGAGCAGGAACACUUGGAAUCCCUCUACUGGCACCAGCCGGCCUCAGCUUGCUGCGGCGCCCAGAGACAAUCACCAGAUCAUUGCUUCCGAGCGGAGCGUCAGCCCGGAUCCAAUCGCAGCCAACGCGAGCCUCGCACUCAACGUCGGCCAAAAUGUCUUCCCGGUGGAGACUCCCGACCGACAGAAGCAAGUAGCUGCGCCGACCACGCCUGAUGAUGACCCAAUCGCCUUGGCACUGGCCGAGCUGAAGGGGGUCACUAUCGGCAAGAACUCAGCCAUGAGAAUGUCCGCGGAUCAUUAUCAUGGCAUUGCAACUCCCGCCCCUGGCGCCAGUCCAUCGCGUUCUAUGCCAGGGUCAGCAAACAACAGCGUUGUCGCAGCCGCCGUGCGAGGCACCCCACCGCCGUCCUACGACCAGCAGAUCCAAGUCCAGCGCCUGGGCGUCCCCCCUCCGGCAGUCACCGCCAAAGCGAUGAAGGAGUCCUCCCAGAAAUUCCAGCAGCAAACCCGCAGCCUGUUUAGCAGCUCCACCAACCGGCCCGGGUCCGGCGGCGGAUACGGCAGCAGCCGCCCCGGUACCAGCAGAGGCAGCAGCAGCGACAUCCCGCGCGCCGUCUCGCCAGCCCCGCAGCGCAGCGUCUCCCCCCGGCCCGACUCCCGCGCGAACGCAAGCCCGCAUCCUUUCUCCUCCUCUGCCUCCUCCUUUUCCUCCAACAACAACAAUACAGCCCACCACCAGCACCGCUCUGUCUCGCCGGCGCCUUCGGGUUACGCCGGUAGUCACCGCGGCUCGGUCUCGCAGCUGAGCAUGACGCCCAAGCAGCAGCGCGGGUCCGAUUCGUACUACGGCCGCGGCGGCGGCACCGCCUCGCCCAAUGACAUGGCGCGCGCAGCCUCACCGGCACCCUACAGCCCCCGCGCUUCUGGUGCUUCACCCGCGCCGUAUACCCCGCGCGAAUCCAUGCAGGAGCAGCGUCCAUCGAGUAGCAUGUCGAAUGGCAGGGGGAUGGGCAUGGGUAUUGGUGGUGAUAACAUGGCGGUUCAGCUUGCGCCUGUCGGACAGGAUGGUGCCGGGUCGAUGCGUGGCAGGCAUAACCGGUCAAAUACGGCGACGAGCAUGAGUAUGAGGGGCAUGAGCCUGUAUGAGGGCGCCGGGCCGGUGCAGCCGGUGACUGGCGGGUCGAGGGUGAGGAGUAAGAGUGUUGCGGCGGAUCCGGGGAGAUAUACGAGGGAUGGGAGGCCCAUUUUGCAUUUCGCACGAGCGUUGUACAUGUACCAGGCCGCCAUCCCUGAGGAACUGGGGUUUGCCAAGGGCGAUGUGCUUGCUAUUCUCCGGCAUCAGGACGAUGGCUGGUGGGAGGCGACGGUGCAGGGCGGCAACGGGCAAGAACCAUCCCUGGAUGAGGCCAAGCGGAACCUUGAUGCGCUCUUUCAAGAAACGCUAGACAGAAGGCAGCGUGCUGCCCGUGAUAACCAGGCCUUCGCCCAUGGGCCCAUCUCCCCUGCCUGGGUGCAGAAGACGGUGAUAGGCGCCAGCCUCCUCGCCAUCGCAGGAAUUCUCCUCUACAUCCCAGCAGCACUCAGCUAUCUUCAUUUCUAUUACAAGUUCCUCCCGGAUCUGGAGACGACUGUUCCGGUACAUCUGCAGUAUGGCGUCGGGCCCAACCCCUUCGGCAUUGCCUCCCUCCAAGGCCUCGCCAGCCGCCAGCCUUACGAUGUUACCGUCUCCCUCACCCUCCCCCGCUCUCCAAUAAACCUCGAACGCGCCAACUUCAUGAUUGCUCUGCACCUUCUCUCUCCAUCGAUUACCACUACCCACCAGGAAAGCCACGACACCCUCCCCUACCUCCCACCCUCACUCACACCAACAGACUCUGACGCCUCCUCCUCCCCCUCAUGGGAAAACUCCCUAGACGCCCUGCUCAGACCAACCCGGCUCAACCUUCCCUCCUACCUUGCGUCCCAUACUAUCCUGCACACAUCGACUCGCCCCGCCCUGAUCCCCUACGUCGACCCCAUCGCCUCGCUCGCCAAGCAAAUCCUCUUCCUCCCCUACCACAUGCUUGUUACACACUCGAGGGGGUCGACGGUGCACCUCACAGUGCCGAUGGCAGAGGACCUUUCGUUUCGCGCCGCCGCAACGGCCCCCCGUAGCAGUAGCCGGGCGUCUUCGCUGCUGCCGCAGAGCCUGCUGCUUGAGGUGCAAGCCGGCCAGGCGAUCCAAGUGUACGAGGCGCGCGUGACGCUGGUUGCGAGGCUGAAGGGCCUGCGCGGGUUCAUGUAUCGGUGGCGGGUGACUGCGUUUGUCCUUGGCUCAGCCGGCUUCUGGGUCGGGGAAAUGGUUGUGGUGGGUGUCGCGGCUUUGGUUACGGGACUGAUGUUAGGGAAGGGGUUGCGGUACUUGGUAGGUGCUCGUGGUGGUGGUACGGAGCCGGAGCUUGAGGCUGAGGCGGGGGAAGCGACGGAUUGGAGGAAGUGGCUUAAUGAGGAGGAGGAUAAGGAGCGGGGAGGGGACUCUUCCGCCUCUCCUAUUGUCUCUAGGAGAGAUGGGAGAGGAAAGGGGACGAUCAAGAAGGAGAAAGAAGGAGAGGAGAUGCCAAAAGUGCCCGCGUUUGGGGGUGGGUCGAGUACCGAGGCGGACGACGAGGGUGAGAGUGCGAGACGGAAGGGAAAAGGCAAUGGCAAGGAGAAAGAGUCCGAGUCGAAGGACCUGGGUGUUGAGACGAGUUUUAUUGGCGAGACCAGUCGGGAGGGGGUGAGGAGGAGGAAUGUGUCGGGCCAGGAGUCGCCUAUGUGAAAGGGAAGUAAGUUUAUUAGAGUUCGGUUGUUUAUUCAACAUUAGGUCAUGGUACGCUGGUUAGGAGACUAAGGCCAGUAGUAGCAGGUUAAUUCGCUGUCGUAAUGACACCUUGAUUAUCUGUUCGACGCUGC
This is a messenger RNA of Parathielavia appendiculata, 4644 nucleotides long. RefSeq lists its product as uncharacterized. The transcript has 7 exons. Lineage: Eukaryota; Fungi; Ascomycota; Sordariomycetes; Sordariales; Chaetomiaceae. Gene Ontology annotation, biological process: cytoskeleton organization; lipid storage. Gene Ontology annotation, molecular function: phospholipid binding; protein binding. Bases 230 to 4510 code for a protein of 1426 amino acids. Gene Ontology annotation, cellular component: cytoplasm; cytoplasmic side of plasma membrane; mitotic actomyosin contractile ring, proximal layer. The record is from RefSeq and is a predicted model, not a curated record.